Schizophyllum commune H4-8 is the source of this 723-nucleotide messenger RNA. Its product is annotated as acyl-CoA N-acyltransferase. Gene Ontology annotation, cellular component: nucleus. Gene Ontology annotation, molecular function: histone H2A acetyltransferase activity; histone H4 acetyltransferase activity; protein N-terminal-serine acetyltransferase activity. The record is from RefSeq and is a predicted model, not a curated record. NCBI's taxonomy places the organism in Eukaryota, Fungi, Basidiomycota, Agaricomycetes, Agaricales, Schizophyllaceae. The coding region runs from base 231 to 692 and encodes 153 amino acids. The transcript has 7 exons.
AGCGCGCGCCACAUGCCAGUAAGCUGCUAAACUGCUCGUGAAGAUCGAAGCCGUCAGAAAUCGAGAGAGAUGCCACGCUUGUCGAAGAAUAUUCGCAUUGCGAAUAAGGCAACUGAAGAUGAGCUGAGCUCUCUGUUAGCCCCGCCUUCUGGUUUACACUGGCAGUCGCUUAUGCAUCGAACCUCACAGAGGCUGAGCGGAAUCGGUGCUGGGAUCUCCUUGAGCAAAACAUGAAGGAUAUGUAUAUGAACUCGUCCUGGGGAUGGCACCCAGAACAAAAACUCGACGAGUUAUUUCAUCCGGACGCGCGCUUCAUUCUGGUCCGACGCCUGCGUGAUGAAGGUUUGAGCGAGGUCGUCGCGUACUUAUCCUUCCGAUUCGAUAUGGAGGAAGGGGAGGAGGUGGCAUAUUUGUAUGAAGUGCAUGUCUGCAGCUCCUGCCGAAGGCAAAGCCUCGGUCGCAUCUUGACGGACCAGAUACGCAGGGUAGCCUCGCACUACAAGAUGAGCUCAGUCAUGUUAACUGUCUUCGAAGCCAAUACUCCUGCGCUCAAGCUCUACGAGAGCUUAGGUUUUGUUCUCCAUCCGACCUCUCCUGGAUACGUCGACGAGAGUAGUGAAUCCGACGAGGAGUGGGUGGAUGAGGACGAGGAGGCAGAUGACUAUCGCAUAUUAUACUGUCCGUGUGCGUAGAGCUAUCAGAAGUAUGCGAAUUUAUGGCAGC